Messenger RNA from Pyrenophora tritici-repentis Pt-1C-BFP, 537 nucleotides. RefSeq lists its product as uncharacterized. Gene Ontology annotation, molecular function: copper ion transmembrane transporter activity. The record is from RefSeq and is a predicted model, not a curated record. Gene Ontology annotation, cellular component: plasma membrane. Gene Ontology annotation, biological process: copper ion transmembrane transport. NCBI's taxonomy places the organism in Eukaryota, Fungi, Ascomycota, Dothideomycetes, Pleosporales, Pleosporaceae.
AUGCCCGCUGCACACAGCAUGAACAUGGGCAACGGCUGCAAAAUCAGCAUGCUCUGGAACUGGAACGUGUUAGACACAUGUUUCAUGUCUUCAAGCUGGCAUAUCCACUCGACCACCACGUUCGGCAUUUCCUGCGUCGGUAUCGUGCUUCUCGCUAUCUUGAUCGAGUUCCUUCGUCACGCAGGCAAAGAAUAUGAUGGUUUCAUUGUGGCUCAGCAUAAGAAGAACAGUGAUGGGGCCGGGGAGACGAUGGUUCACGCAUCUUCGGAUAGGACUAAGAAUUCAAGGAUGACGACGACAGCGGAGGUAUACAGACCGAGUCUGGUGCAACAGGCGAUCAGGACGCUGUUGCAUACAUGCCAGUUUGCGGUAGCGUAUAUUGUCAUGUUGCUGGCAAUGUACUAUAAUGGGUACUUUAUCCUUUGCAUCUUUCUAGGUGUGUAUAUUGGGAAUUUCAUUUUUGGGUGGGAGAGCUUCAAGGUUGGGAAUAAUGGUGAGGACCGUAUGCAGGAGAAUGUUACCGUGUGCUGUGGGUAG